CGACGUUGUGGUUUAACGGAGGUUUCAUCAUCCUCUUCUUCAGCGUGAAGGCGCAUUCGUUCCAUUACCUUCUUACCCUCCCUGCCUCCCUCCCUCUCUCUCCACAAUGACGUUGGCUACUUCCUUUGCCAGCCCUCAUGUCCACCCUUAUCCCAACACUAGUAGAAGUUGCCUUCUUCCUAUCAGAAGAAAAUCUCACAAGAACCGUCGCUUUCUCUUUAUCUCACCCUCCACCACUCUCUUUGCUUCACUUCCUGCUACUUCUUCUUUCAGUAUCAAGUCUGUUUCUAAUCCAGUUCAAUUUCGCCCUUUAUCGGACUCAAUACAUGAUGAUUUAAUGGAAGACCUCGAGAAUUCCCUCGCUUCUUUUGCUACCGUGAACGGAGUUCAUCAAAUUGAGGCCCCUGAGUCGUCCUCGGGCUUAUUUAUCCACGAACCACCUUGGUUUUCCUCCCUCUUUUUGAAAGGUUUGUACUCGGAAACUAACCAAGAAUUUAGAUUGGAGUUUAAGGAAAUUGAGAAAAGAAAGUAUAAUUUGCUGAGGAGAAGGCAGAUUAGAGCCGAGACGGAAGCUUGGGAAAGGAUGGUGGAGGAGUAUAGAGAGCUUGAAAGAGAAAUGUGUGAGAAAAACUUGGCUCCUAAUUUGCCAAAGGUGAAAUCUUUGUUUUUGGGGUGGUUUGAACCGCUGAAGGAAGCUAUAGAAGCUGAGCAGAAGUCGCAGAGGUCAAAGAAGAAAAAGGCUGCAUAUGCACCACAUAUUGAUUUGUUGCCUGCAUCCAAAAUGGCGGUUAUUGUCAUGCAUAAGAUGAUGGGUUUGGUGAUGCUGGAGCUUGAGGUGGGGUGUGUUCAGGUUGUUCAGGCUGCAGUUCAGAUUGGUAUGGCUAUAGAACAAGAGGUUAGGAUUCAUAGAUUUCUGGAGAAGACUAGAAGACACAAUGGUAAAAAGGCAGCGGCUGUUUCUGAGGAUGGCCUUAAUAAUGAUAAAGAGAAAAUAAGGAAACGUGUAAAUGGUUUGAUCAGAAGGAAAAGAAUGAAAGAGGUGCAGUUGCUAUUGAAGAAAGAAGAAUUUAGUCCUUGGGGACGUGAUACCCAGGCUAAGCUGGGAUGUCGAUUAAUACAAUUAUUGAUUGAGACAGCAUAUCUACAUGCUCCACCUGAUCAGUCUGCUGAUACUCCACCUGAUAUUCGACCAGCAUUCAUGCAUAGGAUUAAAGCUAUAUCAAAAUAUCCAGGGCAAAAGAUUUUGAAGAAUCAUGGCGUUAUAGAGUGUGACCCCUUGCUCCUGGCUGGGCUUGACAAAUCUGCUAAGCAUAUGUUAAUACCUUACAUGCCUAUGCUAAUACCUCCUAAGAAGUGGAAAGGGUAUGACAAAGGUGGGCACUUGUUUUUACCUUCUUAUAUCAUGCGGACACAUGGAUCUAGGAAGCAGCAAAAUGUGAUGAAGAAUGUUGAAGGGAAACAAAUGCAGAAAGUUUAUGAGGCCUUGGAUACACUUGGACAAACCAAAUGGCGAAUAAAUAAAAAAUUACUUAGUGUUGUGGAGUCCAUCUGGGCUGGAGGUGGUAACAUUGCUGGCCUGGUUGAUCGUAAUGAUGUUCCUGUACCUGAGAAGCCUUCUGUAGAGGAUUUGAAACUAAUUCAGGAAUGGAAAUGGAGUGCAAGGAAGGCAAGGAAAAUUAAUCUAGAGAGACAUUCUCAAAGAUGUGACAUUGAACUUAAAAUCUCUGUGGCUCAAAAAAUGAAAGAUGAGGAAGGCUUUUAUUAUCCCCACAAUCUUGACUUCCGUGGAAGAGCAUAUCCGAUGCAUCCUCAUUUGAAUCACUUAAGUUCUGAUCUAUGUAGAGGCCUACUUGAAUUUUCUGAAGGGCGGCCCCUGGGGAAGUCUGGCCUACAUUGGCUGAAAAUACAUUUAGCAAAUUUGUAUGCUGGUGGCAUUGAAAAGAUGUCUUAUGAUGGCCGCCUAGCAUUUGUGGAGAAUCAUCUUCAUGAUAUAUUUGACUCUGCUGAUUACCCUAUUCAUGGAAAUCGUUGGUGGUUAACGGCUGAAGAUCCUUUUCAAUUCCUUGCUGCAUGUGUUAAUCUAUCUGAGGCUUUAAGAAGCUCAUCACCACAUUCUGUGAUCUCACAUCUGCCAAUUCAUCAGGAUGGUUCCUGUAACGGCUUACAGCACUAUGCAGCUCUGGGAAGAAACCAUCCAGAGGCUGCUGCAGUUAACUUGGUUGCUAGAGAAAAGCCUGCUGAUGUUUACUCGGAGAUUGCGGUUAGGGUUCAUAAUAUUAUGAGAAGGGACAGCAACAAAGACCCAACUACCUAUCCGAAUGCUUUAUUGGCAAAGCUUUUAAUUGAUCAGGUUGAUAGGAAACUCGUCAAGCAGACUGUGAUGACGUCAGUUUAUGGUGUUACUUUUGUUGGGGCACGAGAGCAAAUAAAAAGAAGGUUACAGGAAAAAGGACUCAUAACUGAUGACAGAAUGCUUUUUACUGCUGCCUGCUAUGCUGCCAAAGUGACAUUGGCUGCUCUUGGAGAAAUAUUUGAAGCUGCACGGGGUAUUAUGGGUUGGCUUGGUGAUUGUGCAAAGGUGAUUGCUUCUGAAAAUCAGCCUGUUUGUUGGACCACUCCUCUUGGUCUGCCAGUUAUACAGCCAUACUGUAGAUCUGAACGUCAUCUGAUCAGAACAUCACUCCAGGUUUUGGCUUUGCAGCGGGAGGGUAGUGCAAUAGAUAUCAGGAAACAGAGAACUGCCUUUCCUCCAAACUUUGUACAUUCACUUGAUGGUUCACACAUGAUGAUGACUGCUCUUGCCUGCGGGGAUGCUGGCUUACGUUUUGCAGGUUUGAAGACAUAA
Messenger RNA from Neltuma alba, 2845 nucleotides. Its product is annotated as DNA-directed RNA polymerase 3, chloroplastic-like. Gene Ontology annotation, molecular function: DNA binding; DNA-directed RNA polymerase activity. The record is from RefSeq and is a predicted model, not a curated record. The transcript is spliced from 17 exons. Gene Ontology annotation, biological process: mitochondrial transcription. Gene Ontology annotation, cellular component: mitochondrial DNA-directed RNA polymerase complex. Lineage: Eukaryota; Viridiplantae; Streptophyta; Magnoliopsida; Fabales; Fabaceae. The coding region runs from base 107 to 2845 and encodes 912 amino acids.